Molecule: messenger RNA, 933 nt
Organism: Cladophialophora carrionii CBS 160.54
Lineage: Eukaryota; Fungi; Ascomycota; Eurotiomycetes; Chaetothyriales; Herpotrichiellaceae
Exons: 1
Coding region: 1-933 (310 amino acids)
Biological process (GO): SRP-dependent cotranslational protein targeting to membrane, signal sequence recognition; SRP-dependent cotranslational protein targeting to membrane
Cellular component (GO): signal recognition particle, endoplasmic reticulum targeting
Molecular function (GO): 7S RNA binding
Source: RefSeq, a predicted model, not a curated record
AUGUCACACGCCCGCGUCGAAGAACUGUCGGACUCGGAUCCCGAAAUCGACGACCCCUCCAACUUCCUCCCACAAAACGACGACCAAAUCAUCCGGCCCACAACCGUAGCACAGUCCUCGUCGAUACCUCAACAACCGAACCCCACGCUCUUCCGGCCUCCCCCCAACGGAGCCGCGCAAGACUCUCACCCUCACUUUCGCGGACAGCCUCCGGCCGAAGUCAAACACUACCAAUGCAUCUACCCGAUCUACUUCGACUCGACGCGGUCCAAAUCCCAAGGGCGGCGUGUGUCGAAAGGUCUGGCAAUCCCCAACCCGCUGGCGUGGCAGAUACUGUGCGCCAUCCGCUUCAGCAUAGGCGAGAAUGUGUUCCGCGUGGUGUUUGAGCCGGACAAGACACAUCCCAAGGACUGGGCGAACCCCGGCCGGGUGAAGAUUCAGCUGAAGGAUUUCGAUGCCGCCAACAAGCCGGUGAGCCGCCACGUGCAGAGUAAAGCCCACUUGUACAGUAUUAUCGGGAAAUGGUUGGUGGAACAUCCCACGACCAAGGAAACCCCCUUGGAGUUGAAACUGCCGGGCCUGCCUGUGCCGGAGAAGUUUCUGGAGAGCGAGAUCGUCGUUCCGAGGGGGUGGAAGAUGAAUACGAUCUUGCCGGUGCACAGCAAUGCGGUGAGUGGUGGCGGCGUCAAGGAUAAUUUCUUCCAAGAGGCCAUGGAGGAGUUGAAGGCCGCUCAGGCCAAGGGGCAUUUAGCCGGUGGUGGGCCUGGCGGCGGCGGGGAGGGAGGGAUGCCGGAUAUGGCUGCCCUGCAGAGUAUGAUGAGCGGGAUGGGAGGUAUGGGAGGCAUGGGCGGACUGGGUGGAUUGAUGGGUGGUGGUGGAGGUGGUGCAGAGUCAAGUGGCGGCAAGAAGAAAAAGGACAAGAAGAAGGGUUGA